AGUUACCCGCCUCCUUCAGCUUGAAAAUGUCACUUCCGGUUUACCCGGAAGUAAGCAUCAGUCCCAAAGAUGGCGGAGCAAGGUCCGAUGGCUAUAGCGAUGCGGCUACGAAAUCAGCUACAGUCCGUCUACAAACUGGAUCCGCUGAGGAACGAGGAGGAGGUCAAGUUGAAGAUCAAGGACCUGAACGAACACAUUGUCUGCUACCUCUGUGCUGGGUACUUCAUAGAUGCCACAACAAUUACAGAGUGUUUGCACACCUUCUGUAAAAGUUGUAUUGUGAAAUAUCUGCAAACAAGCAAGUAUUGUCCAAUGUGCAACAUCAAAAUCCAUGAAACGCAGCCUUUACUCAACCUCAAACUGGACCGCGUGAUGCAGGACAUUGUCUACAAACUGGUGCCUGGACUACAAGAAAGUGAAGACAAAAGAAUAAAGGAAUUUUAUCAGUCACGUGGGUUAGAGAGAGUCAUCCAACCGACUGGAGACGAUGCUGUACCUGAUGCUACAGGUUUACCAUACACAAGCUUCGACCAUUCAAAAGCCCACUUCUACAGAUAUGAUGAGCAGGUUUCACUGUGUUUAGAAAGGCUAAGUUCAUCGCUUGCUGGAAAAGAUAAGACGAAACUUACUCUCCAGCAGAAGUUUGUUCGCUGUUCUGUCCGAGCGGAGGUGAGACACCUACGGAAAGUGCUUUGUCAUCGGCUAAAUGUGGAAAAACACCAGGUCCAGAUGUUGUUCAAUAAUGAGUCUCUGCCCGAUCACAUGACCAUGAAACGGUUAUGGCUCUCACACUGGUUUGGCAAGGCCCAACCAUUAGUCCUUCACUACACCAUCAAGGACAAAAGGACCAGAUAGGACUUGUUUUCACUCUGAGGACAGCUGUACAUAUUUUGUACAAUACAUAUUCUAUUUUAAUAGUGUUUGUGUACAUAUACUUAUUUUCCUUGUUUUGUAUUUUUGAAAAUAAAUUGAAAAUGUGACAAAUAA
This is a messenger RNA of Siniperca chuatsi (mandarin fish), 987 nucleotides long. It is a transcript of the gene pcgf1, whose product is annotated as polycomb group ring finger 1. The transcript is spliced from 9 exons. The record is from RefSeq and is a predicted model, not a curated record. Gene Ontology annotation, molecular function: promoter-specific chromatin binding. Bases 70 to 855 code for a protein of 261 amino acids. Gene Ontology annotation, biological process: negative regulation of transcription by RNA polymerase II. Lineage: Eukaryota; Metazoa; Chordata; Actinopteri; Centrarchiformes; Sinipercidae. Gene Ontology annotation, cellular component: PRC1 complex.